Molecule: messenger RNA, 3821 nt
Organism: Vidua chalybeata
Lineage: Eukaryota; Metazoa; Chordata; Aves; Passeriformes; Viduidae
Product: protocadherin beta-15-like
Exons: 1
Coding region: 123-2564 (813 amino acids)
Biological process (GO): homophilic cell-cell adhesion
Cellular component (GO): plasma membrane
Molecular function (GO): calcium ion binding
Source: RefSeq, a predicted model, not a curated record
CGCCGGCAGAAUCUGAAGCAGCGAGAGAAGACGUGCGCCUUCCACUUCGCCGCUCCCCGCGGGGAAUCCGCCGGCACAUCCGCGAGACCGACACCGGCCGCCGCCGCCGCCGCCGCUGCGCCAUGGCGCUCGCAAGGCAAGUGCUUUGUCUCUCUGCUUUCCUCUCGCUGCCGCACGCUCGCGCCGAGCCCAUCCGCUACUCCGUAGCCGAGGAGGCGGAAAGCGGCUCCCUGGUGGGCCAGCUGGCGGAGGAUGCGGGGCUGACGCCGGCGCAGCUCUCGGCUCGCCGCGCCCGCCUGGUCUCGGAGGACGGCCGGCAGCAUUUUCGCUUAGACCGCGCCUCCGGCCGCCUCGUCGUGGCGGCGAGGCUGGACCGGGAGGAGCUCUGCGGCCAGUCCGCCACCUGCAUGCUCCCCUUCGAGCUGCUGCUCUCCAACCCCCUGCAGUUCUUUCGGGUCGAGGUGGCUCUGGACGAUAUCAAUGACCAUUCACCUGUUUUCCGACAAGAUCGAGUCACUUUUAAGAUCCUGGAAAGGAGCGACCCAGGCUCUCGUUUCCCGCUGGAGGUGGCUCGGGACCUCGAUAUUGGUAGCAACACAGUCCAGGCAUACAGCAUUGCUCCCAAGAACGAGUAUUUCAGUGUCUCCUAUGGGAGUCGGAGUAAUACUGACAAAUAUCUUGAACUUGUUUUGGAAAAGCCACUAGAUAGAGAGGAGCAUGCAGAGAUGGGUUUCACUGUCAUUGCUGUGGACGGUGGCUUUCCUCCUCGAAGCGGGACCAUUGAGAUCUCUAUUAUCAUUCUAGAUGUAAAUGACAAUGCUCCGAUAUUCACCCAGGAACGUUAUAUUGCAAAGGUUCUGGAGAACAUGCCAGAAGGCUCUGUAGUUCUGACUGUGCUGGCAACAGAUCCAGAUGCAGGACUUAAUGGUGAAAUUUCCUAUGAUUUCGGUGAAGCCGUUGGACAGAGUGACUCAGACUUUGUGAUUGAUUCCAUAACAGGUCAAAUUAAAAACACAAAGCCUCUGGACUUCGAGGGAGAAGAAUCUCACGAGCUCAGUGUGAGGGCCACAGAUGGUGGGGGUCUCUCAGCAAUCUGCAAAGUGCUGGUGGAGGUGGUGGAUGUGAAUGACAAUGCCCCAGAGCUGGUGGUCAGUUCCUUCAGCAGUCCCCUCCCCGAGAACACAGUGCCCGGCACGGUGGUUGCCCUGUUUGCGGUCAGGGACCGGGAUUCUGGUGCCAACGGGAAGAUCUCCUGUGCCCUCGAGGAUCAGCUCUUCUUCUCCCUGCGGCCAGCCUAUAAGAAUUACUACGAGCUGGUGACAGUGAGCGCGCUGGACCGCGAGGAGACGCCUCGCUACAUCCUCAGUGUGAGGGCAGCAGAUGCGGGGUCGCCUCCUCUCACAACCACCCAGACCUUCAGCGUGGACAUCUCCGAUGUCAAUGACAACGCCCCCGUCUUCAACCAGACCUCCUACACCAUGUACGUGCGUGAGAACAACGUCCCCACGGUGUUUGUUGGGGCCGUCAGUGCUGCAGAUGCUGACGUGGGGCUCAAUGCCAAGGUGACCUAUUCCCUGGCCCCAGAGCAAGGGGCAGAGCGGCCCUCGUGCUCCUGCAUCUCUGUGAACUCUGAGAACGGGCACGUGUUUGUGCUGCGGCCCCUGGACUACGAGCACUUGAGGCAGACCGAGGUGACGGUCAGUGCCUCUGACGCGGGCUCUCCUCCCCUCAGAGCCAACGUCACCGUCCGCCUGGUCGUGCUGGACGAGAAUGACAACGCACCGCUGGUGCUCUACCCAGCCCAGGACAGCAGCCCAGCGUCCAGUGAGCUGGUGCCCGUGUCGGCUGAGGCGGGCUACCUCAUCAGCAAAGUGGUGGCCGUCGAUGCCGACUCGGGACAGAACUCCUGGCUCUCCUACCACCUGCUGAGGGCCACCGACCCAGGGCUGUUUUCCGUGGCCCUCCAAAGCGGGGAGGUGCGUCUGAGGAGGCCGGUGACAGAGAGAGACAGCGUCAAGCAGAAGCUCCUUGUCCUGGUCAGAGACAACGGCAAGCCCCCGCUGUCAGCCACGGCAGCUCUGAGCGCUCUCCUGCUCAAGGACUUCUCCGACGUGCGCCUCCCGCACAGCAGCCCGGCCACAGAGGAUCAGGACGGCUCCCUGACCACCUAUUUAAUCAUUUCCUUGGUCUUUGUCUCACUCCUCUUCCUCAUCUCCACCGCAGUCUUUGUCGCUCGCAAGGUCUGCAGGAGAAAGCAGCUGAAGGCUGGCCAUGUGCUUUAUGGUGCCGACAACUUGCAGAGCGGCCUGGCCGAUGCAGCCGCUGCAGGGAGCCUGCCCCGCGCCUAUUGCUACGAGAUCAGCCUCACUACGGGCUCGGGCAACAGCGAGUUCAAAUUCCUCAAGCCCAUCCUGCCCAGCCUGCCCCCACAGCACUGCGCCGUGGGCCAGGGCCCGGAUGAGGAGCAGGAUUUCCCCUGUGUCCCUGUCAGCACAGAGGACAUGGCCCCAGACAAUGCUGGGACUCUCUCUGCAGGACAGUUCAAUGCUCUGUCCUUUAACUGACAUGGGUUCUGCACAGCUGGAGGCUUCAUGGCCCAUGGGGGGAGGGGAUCCAGGCCGCAGCAGGCGGCCAUGGUUCCUCCAGAGUAUAUCUGUGUUUGCAAUUGAUUCAACCAACUUUCUGCAAAUUCUGUUCGAAAUAAAUGUCUGCUCCUCCUGAAAGCAAUGAAGGAAAUAAAAGAUUCCAACGUCCUCUCAUUCUCUAAUGGGAUUCACCUUUGCUACUGCCCUUUCGAACAGAUUUCAUGUUUGUGGUUAGCCCUCCAUGUGUGUUCUGCCUUCUCUGUCUGUCUGACAAGACAGAGGAUCUUUUUAUUCUGGUCUUCAAGACAAUGUCACUGUUGGCCAAACAAAUCCUAUCCUCACUGAAAUGCGAAAAGGCUUUUUCCCAGCUCUGGAAAGCAAGGAAGUUGAGAGUAGUAAGUGGCAAUGUCACGUGGGCACUAGGCCCUUUCUUUCCUGGAUUCUGGAUGUAUCUUUCUGAGAUGGGAGCUCUGUGUGCAGACAUUGAAUAUCUGCAGAUGCUUCAGUAGUGCUGCAUGGUGAAGCCGGGAAUUGCUCCCACCCAGCCAUUACAAAACAGGCAAUGCCAGCUCAGCAGGCUAGGCAGGUCUUUGGACCCUUUAACAACAGCAGUCUCGCCUUCCUUAUCUAGCUCAGAGCAGGGCAGCAAAAUGCACAACAAAGUCUUCCUUUGGUGUACAAGAAGGCCUUGGGUGUUCUCUCACCUCAGGAUUGGCUUGGAAAUACAGGAGCACAAACAGUGUUAGGGUAGACUGUAAUUGAAUAGAGCUGUAGAAUCAUGUUCAUUGUUUUUGAAUGCAUUUGAAGGAAAGCUCCAAAAACACUAAACCUCAAAUAUUGGAAGGUAGAGGCAAGAAGAUCUUUAUAAAAGAAGACAUUCAGAUUGGUCUUUUCAUUGCUUUUUCUGCAUCCCAAGAUUCCUUGAUGGGAAUAGAAAGCUGUCCCUGCAUAGUUUUCAGUGUUUCUGUAAGAGCAUUUGCAGUCCCAUGUUUCCCUUUCUCCCCUGAAAUGUACUGAGCACUGCACUGAACCCGUUCCUCUAGAGAAGUAGUGCCACCCCAUCGAGAAUUACUGGUUGUUUGAAUGAUGACUGUGAUGCAUGAAAUACUCAGAACGUCUCCCUCACGCUGUGGUGUGCUGAAGUUAGACAGUUUAACGUUGUAAAUUGGCAUAAGUCUGAGAUUAGAAACUGAAAAAAUAUGUUAGCUUGAAAUAAAGAGAAUACACUGACUCCUU